Penicillium maclennaniae is the source of this 1044-nucleotide messenger RNA. Its product is annotated as SWIRM domain-containing protein. Gene Ontology annotation, cellular component: nucleus; SAGA-type complex. The record is from RefSeq and is a predicted model, not a curated record. The transcript is spliced from 2 exons. The coding region runs from base 1 to 1044 and encodes 347 amino acids. Gene Ontology annotation, molecular function: protein binding; transcription coactivator activity; chromatin binding. Gene Ontology annotation, biological process: chromatin remodeling; regulation of transcription by RNA polymerase II. Lineage: Eukaryota; Fungi; Ascomycota; Eurotiomycetes; Eurotiales; Aspergillaceae.
AUGAAUCGUCUUCCUGUUUCUAGCCUCAUGUCACCCCCGGAGUCCAAGCCGCUGGAGAGCUUUCACCCGUAUCCCAAGCGCGACUCGACUGUCAUGGGUGACAUCAAAUUACCCCAAUCUCUGCUGAUCGCAAGCGAACACAGUCGGAGAUGGAUCUGCCCUCGCCACCCGUCACCCCCGGGAUGCCGCCGUUGCUCGGGAUCCUUUGCUCUUCCCCGCCAUGACUCCACGGCUGCUGCCUCGGAUGAGCCGCUGUUCGGUCCCAUCCCCCCUCCAGCUGCUGAGGCGCUCGUCGCCCAUCACAUGAACUCGCACAUGGCCAGGUUUGAGAAUAAGCGGAACAAACCCACGCGCGAUGAAUACCUUCUCGCACUGUCAUGUGUCCCCAUCGUCUCCACCCAGUAUAACCGCAACCCCGCGGCUUGGGCUCGAGAGGAACGGGAUACACUGGAGCGCCAGUUGGUGUUGAUGAAUCGAUACCGCCCCGGGGAUCUGGAGGCCAAGCUGAAGAAGAUCGCCCCAGCCCCCGCGAGACGAAUCGGCGUGGCCCCUCCGCGUGUUCCUCGAAUCCGAGUCAAGCGCACCCCUAAAUCUACCCCCAAGCAGCAUGCUCUGGACUCCUUUGACUCUCCACCCUCAGCCUCCAAGCCCCGUGCCCUCGGCACCAACCGGGAUGAUACAGACUUCCAUGCACUCAAGGACUUCUCUCCUCCGCUCGACUCUCUCGGCGGCAAUGCCAAGGCCUUGAAGGCUGACUGGAAGGGCCAGAUGCUGGAUUUGAGCAAUGACCCGGACAGACACCUGCUCAGUCCCGCCGAGCUCAAUUUGGCCUCCACCCUCCGAUUGUCCUGUGCCACCUAUUUGUGCAGCAAGCGUCGCAUCUUCGAGGCUCGCGUGCGAGCUUUGGGUGUGGGCAAGGAGUUCCGCAAGACCGAUGCCCAGCAGGCCUGUAAGAUUGAUGUCAACAAGGCCAGCAAGCUAUGGACGGCCUACGAACGAGUGGGCUGGUUCAAGCCCGAAUACUUCCAGCAAUAUGUCAGAUGA